UUCAAAGAGAACCACAUCAUGCACAUGUCCAUGGUUUGAAAAAGAGAGCAUUCAGGAACACGGCGUGUGUUCUCUUCAUUUGCAGUUUGGUUUGUACUUGUAGCAAGGUGAUUUUCGUAACCUAACGAGGAAUGGAGUCGUCAUCGAGUUGUCGUCGAGUUGGCAUCGUUGGCUUCGGAAAUUUAGGUAAAUACCUUGCGGAUCAGAUCGCCGCCAACCCGGACAGUGGCUUGCAGAUUGCGUUUGUCUGGAAUCGCACGCCGGCUGCCGUUCUCGAUUCCGCCUAUGCCAGUGUGGCGCUGGAGAAGCUGGAGGACUUCCGGCAAAGGAAUGCUGAUCUCAUCGUGGAGGUUGCUCAUCCGGAUAUCGUGCGUGAUUACGGAGCCAUCUUCUUGCAGUCUGCAGAUCUUAUGGUAGGCUCCCCGACAGCGUGUGCGAGCCAAGCCACCGAGGAUGGGCUGCGGAAGUCAGCGCUUGAGAACAAGCACACGGUCUACAUACCAAGCGGUGCUCUCUGGGGCGCCAAUGAUAUCCUCAAGCUGGCCACGCAGGGAAAGCUGACGGCGCUAUGCAUCACAAUGAAAAAGCACCCGAAGAUGCUGAAGGUGACUGAACCGCUCCGCAGUCUGUGUGACAAGGUUACAGACACAGUCACUGAGCUCUACUCAGGUGAUGUCCGCUCUCUUUGCCCACUGGCUCCAAACAACGUGAACACCAUGGCCGCAGCGGCAAUGGCGGCACACAAUCUUGGCUUUGACAAAGUGCAAGGCAGGCUUCUGGCAGAUCCACAUGCUGCAGAUCAUGUGAUCACGGUGGACGUAACCGGUCCGAUACCUGCAUCAGGUGGUCUACCAAUGACGGUACAGACUGUACGCACCAACCCUGCUAUUCCUGGCGCUGUCACCGGUCUCGCUACGUACAUCUCCUUCUACAGCAGCCUGUUACUUGCUAACAACCGUCCGGUGGGAGUGCAGUUUGUCUGAGCCAAUCUUUCAAGUAGUCGCUCACAACUCAAUAGUUCAUGUUCGCGGCACGAAGCCCACUGCCGAGGCCCAGAACUGCACAAUCUCCGGGACGGCAAUUGAAUGUGGUCCUGUAGCGCGGGCAGUCGUCUAGUGUUUCAAGUGUUUCAAGUGUGUGUGUGUGUCUGUGUGUGUGUGUGUGUGUGUGUGUGUGUGUGUGUGUGUGUGUGUGUGUGUGUGUGUGUGUGUGUGUGUGUGUGUGUGUGUGUGUUAGUUUUAGCUUGUCUGCGUGAACAACUCCCUGCUCAUCACACUAUCUUGCCUGGUCUUCCCCGGCAAUAUAUUGUUUUAUCGCCGCUGGUUCGGCACCCUAACCUAUUUAUUUUGCAAGCAGGUCUGUGUCUCCGCGUGGCUUUGUAUAGAAUCUGCUGGUAUCUGCUCUGUUUAUUACAUGAUGACCAGAGUAUGCUGCCCUUUUUGCCUUUGACUCUUGGCUAUUAUUUUAUCUGCCUCUCUUACUUUGCCAUCUGCUAUUAAUUUAUAAACCCGCUUUUCAUGCUGUUUUCGCUUGCCCCGCAGUGUUUCGCUGAUUGCGUUAUUUAUUCCUGCGUACGGAAGUUCAGUUUAGCAAGCUGUGCUUGCUUGCUGUCAACCGCUCUGUUUCUUUCUCUCGAUGCUACCUCAGGUUGUCCACAGUGCAGUCGACUUGCGCUCUUGCUCAACAUCUUGCUGUUGAUGCUGCUAA
Molecule: messenger RNA, 1707 nt
Organism: Sycon ciliatum
Lineage: Eukaryota; Metazoa; Porifera; Calcarea; Leucosolenida; Sycettidae
Product: aspartate dehydrogenase domain-containing protein-like
Exons: 8
Coding region: 132-983 (283 amino acids)
Biological process (GO): NAD+ biosynthetic process
Molecular function (GO): L-aspartate dehydrogenase [NAD(P)+] activity; NADP binding
Source: RefSeq, a predicted model, not a curated record